Molecule: messenger RNA, 3637 nt
Organism: Propithecus coquereli (Coquerel's sifaka)
Lineage: Eukaryota; Metazoa; Chordata; Mammalia; Primates; Indriidae
Gene: ANGPTL2
Product: angiopoietin-like 2
Exons: 5
Coding region: 541-2022 (493 amino acids)
Source: RefSeq, a predicted model, not a curated record
GGCUGAGGGGAGGCCCGGAGCCUUUCUGGGGCCUGGGGGAUCCUCUUGCACUGGUGGGUGGAGAGAAGCGCCUGCAGCCAACCAGGGUCAGGCUGUGCUCACAGUUUCCUCUGGCGGCAUGUAAAGGCUCCACAAAGGAGUUGGGAGUUCAAAUGAGGCUGCUGCAGACGGCCUGAGGAUGGACCCCAAGCCCUGAGUGGUGCUGCCCGAGCCCCCGGACCCCAGAGCAUGGCACUGAGGCAGCUGCCUGCCCCACUGUGAGGGAAAGCAGGCUGUGAGCAGCCCCAGCAGGACCCCUGGCCAGCCCCAUCCCCUGCUGAGCCCUGCUGUGGAAGCAGAGCCCCAGAGGCCAGUGGGGCAGGGCUGCGCGGCAGCCGGUCGGCCGGCCUGUGACUCGGGAACCCCUCCUGGAGGCCAUGGACAGGCUGCCCCACUGACGGCCAAGGUGAAGCAUGUGAGGAGCUGCCCUGGGAGCCGAGCAGGAGGGAAGAGGCUUCCGUAGAUCUAUUCACAAAGAAUAACCAGCAUUUUGCAAGGACCAUGAGGCCACUGUGUGUGACGUGCUGGUGGCUGGGACUGUUGGCUGCCAUGGGAACUGCUGCAGGCCAGGAGGACGGUUUUGAGGGCGCUGAGGAGGGCUCGCCAAGAGAGUUCAUUUACCUGAACAGGUACAAGCGGGCAGGCGAGUCCCAGGACAAGUGCACCUACACCUUCAUCGUGCCCCAGCAGCGGGUCACAGGCGCCAUCUGCGUCAACUCCAAGGAACCCGAGGUGCUCCUGGAGAACCGAGUGCACAAGCAGGAGCUGGAGCUGCUCAACAGUGAGCUGCUCAAGCAGAAGCGGCAGAUCGAGACGCUGCAGCAGCUGGUGGAGGUGGACGGCGGCAUCGUGAGUGAGGUGAAGCUGCUGCGCAAGGAGAGCCGCAACAUGAACUCGCGCGUCACGCAGCUCUACAUGCAGCUCCUGCAUGAGAUCAUCCGCAAGCGGGACAACGCGCUGGAGCUCUCGCAGCUGGAGAACAGGAUCCUCAACCAGACAGCCGACAUGCUGCAGCUGGCCAGCAAGUACAAGGACCUGGAGCACAAGUACCAGCACCUGGCCACGCUGGCCCACAACCAAUCAGAGAUCAUCGCGCAGCUCGAGGAGCACUGCCAGAGGGUGCCUGCGGCCAGGCCUGUCCCCCAGCCGCCCCCUGCCACCCCGCCCCGGGUCUACCAGCCGCCCACCUACAACCGCAUCAUCAACCAGAUCUCCACGAAUGAGAUCCAGAGUGACCAGAACUUGAAGGUGCUGCCACCCCCUCUGCCCACCAUGCCUACCCUCACCAGCCUCCCAUCCUCCACAGACAAGCCGUCGGGCCCGUGGAGAGACUGCCUGCAGGCCUUGGAGGAUGGUCACGACACCAGUUCUAUCUACCUAGUGAAACCAGAGAACACCAACCGCCUCAUGCAGGUGUGGUGUGACCAGAGGCACGACCCUGGGGGCUGGACCGUCAUCCAGAGACGGCUGGAUGGGUCUGUCAACUUCUUCAGGAACUGGGAGACAUAUAAGCAAGGGUUUGGGAACAUUGACGGUGAGUACUGGCUGGGCCUGGAGAACAUUUACUGGCUCACGAACCAAGGCAACUACAAACUGCUGGUGACCAUGGAGGACUGGUCUGGCCGCAAGGUCUUUGCCGAAUACGCCAGCUUUCGCCUGGAGCCUGAGAGCGAGUACUACAAGCUGCGGCUGGGGCGCUACCAUGGCAACGCAGGCGACUCCUUCACCUGGCACAAUGGCAAGCAGUUCACCACGCUGGACAGAGACCAUGAUGUCUACACAGGAAACUGUGCCCACUACCAGAAGGGAGGCUGGUGGUAUAACGCCUGUGCCCACUCCAACCUCAAUGGCGUCUGGUACCGCGGAGGACAUUACCGGAGUCGCUACCAGGAUGGGGUCUACUGGGCUGAGUUCCGAGGAGGUUCCUACUCGCUCAAGAAAGUGGUGAUGAUGAUCCGGCCCAACCCCAACACCUUUCACUAAGCCAGGCCCUCCUGACCUCUUAUGGCCAGUGACAGGAGCCCACCCUGGCCACACUGGCCCCAGCACAAAGAGCAACUCCUCACCAGUUCAUCUUGGGGCUGGGAGGACCGGGAUGCUGGACUCUGUUUUCCCAAGUCACUGUGGCAGAUAACAGAACGGAACUGAUACAGUGUUCUCUGUCCCUCCUCCUGUUCUUCACACCAGACAGCCCCUCAUGUUUCCAGGACAGGACUACAGACAACUCUUUCUUUAAAUAAAUUAAGUCCCCACAAUAAAAACACAACUGCAAAAUACCCUCAUAAUAUACAUGUGUAUGAGCCUCCCUUGAGCACUUAUGUGUAUACCACAUAUAUAUGCAUUUAGACAUAUAUCACAUGUGAUAUGACUAGAUACAUAUAUAUGUUUAUCUUACAUCCCCAAAUACACAUGUAGUCAAUUCUCAGAUGUGGAAGCUGUUACCAACAGCUUUGCUCUUAGGAAAAAAGCAUUUGGUUAAUGUUGUGUUACUUGAGUCUAAGGACAGGUCACAGACUGUACAGUCUCAACUCACGGAAUAAUCCUCGGUGUCUGCGUGCCUGGAUUCUUCCAGGACUUUCUACGAUGCUAUUCUCUCACACAGGGGUUCCUGGCUGCCUCUCUCAAGAAACCGCUUGGGCAUCUAAUCAAUUUCAAUAUCCCCCUCCCUCUCCACUUUUAUACUUCUCCCUGUUCUCAGGACUUUUCACCAUCUACCUACCCACUCAUUCAUUCAUCCGACACCAUUCAUUCAGUGCCCUCUGGGUGUCAGUCCCUGGCCACUCAUUGCAGUUCAAGGCCCCUUUUCCGCUCUGCCCUACUCUUUGCCUACCUACUCUUUGCCUUUUCUGUCGCGCGGCCCUUUUGGUCCAGGCAAGAUUCCUCAGCCUCUGAGCAGGAAACAGUCUGGGCUCCAGGUUUCUGGUUGGGAAAGGGAAGGCCAGGCCAAGAGCUAUACCGGCCACAUAGAUAACGUAUCCGCAGUUUUGUAUCUUCCCUUCAUACUUUAGCCUACAUGUCAUUUUAGCCUUCACACAAAUAAUAACCUACCUUGCCAGGAGAUACUCAGUUGAAGAGAAGUCAUCAGAUCAUCGGGGCCCCCAAAUGGCUAUAGACCAGAGGUCCCAUGCUCUCAGGCCAGCUGGAGCCUGCAUCUCCUCCCCAAACUGUACUUCCCUGGAGAACAGGUGCCACAAAAACAAGAACUGGCCACUUCUCAUGAGUUACUGAAUAAUUGGGUCAUGGACCCCUUGGUUGGGGCAUUGCAGCACGGUGGCUUUCUGAGUCCUGCCAGCCACGAAGCGUCAGCCUCAGUACUCCAGGACUGUUGCCAAGCAGGAGGCUAGGGAUGAGAUAAGAAGGUGAGACCCUCCCCGUGGGCACGUGGGUACGUGGGCCGGGGUGUGCGAGAUGUUAGAUGUUUGGUACUGUCCAUGUCUGGGUGCGUGCCUAUUACCUCAGCAUUUCUCACAAAAUGUACCAUGUAGCAUGUUUUUUGUAUAUAAAAGGGAGGGUUUUUUAAAAAAUAUAUUCCCAGAUUAUCCUUGUAAUGACACAAAUCUGCAAUAAAAGCCAUCAGUGCUAUUUGGAUGUAUCUACA